This is a messenger RNA of Arctia plantaginis, 1110 nucleotides long. The record is from the annotation of a GenBank genome assembly. NCBI's taxonomy places the organism in Eukaryota, Metazoa, Arthropoda, Insecta, Lepidoptera, Erebidae.
AUGAUUAAAAUUAUUCUAUAUUCUCUUGCACUCGUUCAGGCGUUGUGGGGUGCUGAAUUGGUCAGACCAAAGCCGAGAUUAUUAUUUUACGAUGAAGAAGGAAAUCUAGUGAAGACGUAUUCUAAUCAUUAUCUUCAAAAUCUUAGAUUAAACGCAGGUCUGCCAAUUUAUGGAAACUUUUUAAACCCGUUCUUCGGGUUCAUUAAAGAUUUUGGCAGUAUGUUUGCAUUUACAGUUCCAGUAUCAAACGAAGUUAUACAACAAAUAAACAAAGACCCUCAAUAUCACAACCAGCUCAUGGUGGCACCUGUGAAGGAGCCGGUCAUAGUGCCGAACCGUCUGUGCGAAGGCAGAAGAGCACAAAUACCCUCACCAAACUUCUGUAAUAAUUAUUUGAAUUGCUGGGAUGGAUGGGCGGUGGAACAAGAGUGCCCUAAAGGAUUGCUGUUUUCUAACAAGGGUUACUGUGAUUAUUCGGAUAAUGUCAAUUGUGAAGCCAGAAAACUAAGAGAACAACCAUCAACGCAGCCUCGAUGCAACAAGGAUUUCGAGACGUUCAGGAACCAGUUGGACUGUAACGAGUUCUUCGUGUGUGUCAACAGACAGCCCGUAAAAUUCAAGUGUCCAGCCGACCUCGCGUACAGUCAGCAUCUUGGAGUAUGCGAUUACCCAGCUCAUGUCGACUGCUCAUCCUCAGCCGUCAACACAGAAAUAUUUAACUCCCCACCGUCGUCUCCUGGACUUGCGGCACCAACUAUUCCUCCACCUUCACCACCACUAUCGGAUCCUGUGGCGCCACCUAGCCUUGUUUCGCCUGCUGUGACUGAUGUACCAUCUGCGACCAUCAUUCCUUCUAAACCAACUAAACCUUCAAUGCCCGACAACCCACCAGCUUCUUCUCAGCCCUCAUUACCCAUUAUUCCCGCAGGAUCUCUAAUAUCUCCAAUGCCUUUCCUACCUGCUGCCAUAAAGCCUGAUGAUGUCAAAACCGUUUUAACAGAAAACUCUAUAGUAAACACGCAAAGCUGGACUUCUACACACAUAGCAACGUCUCUUGAAGAUGCUAUAAAUCAACUUAAACACAGAAACAUUAUGAAAUCCAACGUUUAA